ACCAGAGAGCAAACCAGGAAAUCGGAAACGAAGGGAAAGAUGGAAGACGUGGUCGCCGAAUCGAUUAAUCCGGCCUCAUACUCCGACGAGAAGGCAAUGCAACGUCGUCAGCUACGAGACUCGCUUCACGAGGUAAUACGUGAUUCAACAACAGCCGACUUGAAAUUCGAAUCUGCGAGUCUAAUUUUUGGAUGCUGCUAAAGAGAACACGUGUUCAUGUACCGCAUUAUGUUUUUCUGUAUUCAUCUUUCGCUGUGGACCCGUUUGGACUGGUUCUGGGUUAGAUUCCGUGUUUAGAGUAUCAGAAUCAAGGUUCAGGGCAGUAAAAUUUUGCCAUCCCCACCUGGUUGACACCUUGUUCAAGGCACUUUGUAUCUUCUCUGAAGCCAUGAGCCACCUGCCCUGAAAGAAAUGAGGUGUAAGAAUGUGGAAUAUUGAUAGCAUGCAUAGAGAAAAAUGGCUUGAGGUUCCUUACACAUCGUUCUGUACUUAUCUAACCUCAUCACCUCCUCUCUCCUACAAAUACCAAUACCUUCUACUCGCUGCUUCACCACAACUAGCUAGCUAUCUCUCUGAUCCUCACUAUGGCUAAGCCUAUAGCUCUCACCUUUUCUCUCUGCUUGCUUGUCCUCUUCCACAGCUGCUUAGCAGCUCGCCAACAAUCUCAGUCGAGCCAGCAGAAUGAGUGCCAACUAGAUCAGCUCCAAGCCCGCGAACCUGAUAACCGCAUUGAGACUGAAGCGGGUAGGAUUGAGUCCUGGGACUACAACCAGGACGACUUCCAGUGUGCUGGUGUUGCCGUUCAACGAAUUACCAUUGAAAGAAAUGGCCUUCACUUGCCUUCUUACACCCACACUCCACAACUCACUUAUGUCGUCCAAGGCAAUGGUUUUCUAUCAACUGUUUUCCCUGGCUGUCCUGAAACUUUUGAAGAAACUGAGCAAUCUGAUGAAGAACAACAAGGCCAGCAAGGGCGCCGCAGACAGCAAGGUCGUGGACAACAAGAGCAGCAAGAACAAGAAGAGUAUGAGCAACAACAACAACAACAAGGCCGUGGACAACAAGGUCGACAAGGCCGUGGACAGCAAGGUCGUCAUAGACAACAAGGGCAGCAAGGCCAACAGGGACAAGAGAGCUUUGAACAGCUAGACAGACACCAGAAGGUUCGACGCAUCAGAGAAGGUGAUGUGAUUGCUAUUCCUGCUGGUGUCACUUACUGGUCCUACAACGACGGUGACCAACCUCUUGUUGCUGUCAAUCUUCUUGAUAUCAGCAACCAACAAAACCAGCUUGACCGUAACCCCAGGAGAUUCUAUCUUGCUGGUAACCCACAAGAUGAGUUUAACCAACAAGGGCAAAGCCAGAGUCGACGGGGCCAGCAAGGACGUGGACAACAAGGGCAAGGCCAAAGUCAAUGGGACCAGGACCAGCAACAGCAACAGCAUGGUGGAAGGAGCAGGCACCAGCAACAACAAGAAGGAAACAACAACAACAACAUCUUCGCCGGCUUCAACACACAGCUUCUCGGUGACUCUCUGAACAUCGAUCAACAGACUGCCCAGCAGCUUCAGGGACAAAACGACAACAGACCCCAAAUUGUGAGAGUUAGAGGACGUCUUGAUUUCAUCGAACCACCACGAUCACAACAGGAGGAAAGACAACAACAGGGAAUACAGAGACAACAGGGAGAACAAGGACAGAAUGGUUUUGAGGAGACAUUCUGUAACUUCAGGAUCAGAGAGAAUAUUGGCAGGCCUUCACGCGCCGACGUCUUCAAUCCCCAAGCUGGUCGCAUCAGCACCCUCAACAGCUUUAAGUUGCCUAUUCUCAGGUACCUUGACCUCAGCGCUGAGAGAGGCUUCUUCUACAAUAAUGCUAUCUACAGUCCUCACUGGAACUUGAACGCCCAUGAAGUCUACUACGUCAUUAGAGGUAGUGCUAGGGUUCAGGUUGUGAAUGACAAUGGCCAGGCCAUCUUGGACAAUGAGGUCCGCCAGGGACAGCUCUUCAUAGUGCCACAGAACCAUGCAGUGUUGCAGAAGGCUAGCAACAAUGGAUACGAGUACAUUGCUUUCAAGACCCAAGACAAUGCUAAGAUUAACACUCUUGCCGGCCGGACCUCAGUCUUGCGGGCACUCCCCGACGUGGUCCUCGCUAACGCGUACCAGAUUGAUCGACAACAGGCAAGGACUCUCAAGUACAACAGGCAGGAGACUGUUGCUUUGAGCUCAUCAAGGUCUUCCCGAUCUCAGAGGAACUGGUGGGAUAUUGCUGAAAUGUUUGUGUAAGUAUGAAUACAAAUAUGUGAUGCGGCACGUAGUGUUUUUUGGAUGAUGAAUAACCGAAUAUGGUACAAGCUAGCUAAGGGGUAGAGUGAAUAAAAAUGGCCUUAUAUGGCUACUACAUACGUACUUGUAUUCAUAUUCUCUUUAAUGAAUUUUCUCUUUGCCUCGAGUAAACUUGGAGUACUUAAUCUAAAUUGCAAAUCUUUGCCCCUUGGAGAGAAUACUGUAAUUGACUUUGGCUGUGAAUCUGUGA
Messenger RNA from Rosa chinensis, 2538 nucleotides. RefSeq names its product prunin 1 Pru du 6. The transcript has 6 exons. NCBI's taxonomy places the organism in Eukaryota, Viridiplantae, Streptophyta, Magnoliopsida, Rosales, Rosaceae. The record is from RefSeq and is a predicted model, not a curated record. Bases 585 to 2288 code for a protein of 567 amino acids. Gene Ontology annotation, molecular function: nutrient reservoir activity.